ACGUUUUGGAGUGCGAGAGGGAAUGAAUAAGAACAAUCAGAAGUCUUUACUUGCAUCAAUGCCCGUUAUUAUUUCUUCUGCUAUAAGUACCUAAGAACUACCCUUGAUUUUCCUCACACAACUACAUAUUCUCCAGUUUCAAGUAAAAAUCUUGAGCUUUUCCUUUUGCAUAAUGGCACCUUCUUUGAAGUUUUUCCUCUUAACUUUCCUUGUCGUGCUGUUAUUCUCCAAUAAUUUUUCCAUCACAACUGCUCGUUUAGUUUCAAACAGGAUGCUUAGCGCUAAUGGCUUGGGUGAUGCUGUCGGUGGAUUGGUUGGUGAGGUUGGUAGCGCUGUUGGUAGCGCAGUUGGUGGCGUAGCUGGUGUUGUUGGGAGCGUAGCUGGUGUUGUUGGGAGCGUAGCUGGUGAUGUUGGGACCGUCAUUCCUGGAUUUGGAAACUCAAUUGGGUCUCCUCCUGGAUCGAACUGAUCCCCUCGUCUCAAUUAUAUAUCGGAGUCACAAAUAUUUACCACUAUGAACUAGUAGUAUUAGUACAUAAAAUGUAGAGUUAAUUAUCUAAAUAAUUUAAUAAUAAAUUUUUUUUUUUUUAAGUUAGGGAUAUUAACUUUAAGUUGCAUAGUAUAUGAAUGAUAUGUGUUAAGGGAUAAAAUAUAAUUAUCUCUUCAUGUGUAAUUUAAAGUUAAAUAAUAAUAAAUAAAUAAAAUGUAAAAGGUACU
Molecule: messenger RNA, 717 nt
Organism: Rubroshorea leprosula
Lineage: Eukaryota; Viridiplantae; Streptophyta; Magnoliopsida; Malvales; Dipterocarpaceae
Source: the annotation of a GenBank genome assembly